UCCAUCAAAUUAAUCUGUGUUUCCUCUGUUUUCUCUUUCAGGACAUCCAGAAUGGCUUCCUGGAAUAACCCCUUCUCUUAGGGAGAGCUACCCAGAAGUUGGCGUUCCUUUGAAAAGUCGAUCAGAGUCUGGGAAAUUCCAUAAUGUAAAUGUACCUUGGCUUUGGACCAUGAACCUUAGAGGAUCCCCUUCGAAGAUCGUUUCUGUAGUUUGGAUUUAAACUGUCGUUUUCUCUGGACCACUGCAGCGGUGGCUGUUGGAGGCGGCUGCUGCGGCAGUGGUGGGAGGACCUCGCCGCCUCGGAGUAAAGGAAUACAGCUGCACAGCGCCGCGCCACCAUGAGGAUACCCACCACCUCUUGCCUCUGUCCCUUCUUGGUUUGCCUCUGCUUCAUCCAGAGGUGCUCUGGGACGGGCCAUCACGUCCCUACCAAAGUGCCCUCCAAGAACCAGACCAGAUUGGCCAACGGGGAGACAGAGGUGCACCACAGACCCAAGCGUGGCUGGAUCUGGAACCAAUUCUUUGUUUUAGAAGAACACAUAGGACCGGAUGCACAGUAUGUGGGAAAGCUUCACUCAAACUCAGAUAAAGGCGAUGGAUCCGUCCGAUACAUUCUGAGUGGAGAGGGAGCCGGGUCUAUAUUCAUCAUCGACGAGGUGACGGGUGAUAUUCAUGCCACCAAGAGCCUGGAUCGAGAGAGGAAAGGACAUUAUGUCCUGCAUGCUCAAGCCUUGGACCGCAACACGCAGGAGGCCCUGGAACCGAUGUCGGAAUUCAUCAUCAAAGUCCAAGACAUCAACGACAACGCACCUCAGUUUCCAGAUGGACCCUUUGUAGCUACGGUGCCUGAGAUGUCUGAAGUGGGUACGUCCGUGUUGCAAGUCACAGCGACAGAUGCUGACGACCCAACCUACGGAAACAGCGCCAGGAUAGUCUACAGUAUUUUACAAGGACAGCCAUAUUUCUCCGUGGAUCCCAAAACAGGUGCCGUAUUCCUGCUUGCUGGGGAUAAAAUGUUGCAGUAAACGCCUAUUUGCAUA
Poecilia latipinna (sailfin molly) is the source of this 1040-nucleotide messenger RNA. RefSeq names its product cadherin-18-like. Gene Ontology annotation, molecular function: cadherin binding; calcium ion binding; beta-catenin binding. Gene Ontology annotation, biological process: homophilic cell-cell adhesion; cell morphogenesis; calcium-dependent cell-cell adhesion. Bases 339 to 1025 code for a protein of 228 amino acids. NCBI's taxonomy places the organism in Eukaryota, Metazoa, Chordata, Actinopteri, Cyprinodontiformes, Poeciliidae. Gene Ontology annotation, cellular component: catenin complex; adherens junction; plasma membrane. The record is from RefSeq and is a predicted model, not a curated record. The transcript is spliced from 3 exons.